Molecule: messenger RNA, 2985 nt
Organism: Salvia miltiorrhiza (redroot sage)
Lineage: Eukaryota; Viridiplantae; Streptophyta; Magnoliopsida; Lamiales; Lamiaceae
Product: phospholipase D delta-like
Exons: 11
Coding region: 145-2685 (846 amino acids)
Biological process (GO): phospholipid catabolic process; phosphatidylcholine metabolic process
Cellular component (GO): plasma membrane
Molecular function (GO): calcium ion binding; D-type glycerophospholipase activity
Source: RefSeq, a predicted model, not a curated record
AAAUAAUUUCAGUUACUAUUUUUUUUCUCCCCAUAAAAAAAAUUUCCACUGUUUCAUCCGCCAUUUCGCCGCGCCGCGGCGGAGACACCUCCACCACCGCUACCCGCCACCUCUCCCGCCGCCACGCGCGACAACAAACGAAAAAUGGCGGGCGAGGGUGCUGGAAACAACGCUGUCGUCGUCUGCCUCCACGGCGACCUCGAGCUGGAAAUCAUAGAAGCUCGGUGCCUGCCGAAUAUGGAUUUGAUCUCGGAGCGCCUCCGCCGCUUCCUCACUGCAUUCGACUGCCGCAGGCCGUUCGCCACCCACAGCCGCCACGAUCGCUACCACCACCGCAAGAUCAUCACCAGCGACCCCUACGUCACCGUCAGCCUCGGCGGCGCCGUCGUCGCCCGCACCCGCGUCCUCGCCAAUUCGCAGGAUCCAGUUUGGGAGGAACAGUUUAAGAUACCCUUAGCUCAUCCGGUUUCUCAGGUAGACUUCCAAGUGAAGGACAACGACGUGUUUGGAGCCGAUCUCAUCGGUGUUGCUUCUGUGGCAGCUGAGAGAAUUGCUUCACGGGAGCUGGUAGAUGAAUGGUUCCCGAUUAUAGGAUCAAAUGGGAAGCCUCCAAAACACGAUUGUGCGAUUAGGUUGCGGUUGAAGUUCACCCCCUGCCAAGAAAACCGCCUUUACCAAGCCGGCAUUUCAGGGGAUUACGGCUUGAAGGAGAGUUACUUCCCAAGGCGGCAUGGAGGGAAGGUGACGCUCUACCAAGACGCGCAUGUGAUGGAUGGGAUGCUGCCCGACAUCAAGCUGGAUAAUGGGAGUAACUUUGAGCACGAUAAGUGUUGGGAGGACAUAUGCCACGCGAUACUUGAGGCGCACCACUUGGUGUAUGUUGUCGGCUGGUCGAUUUUUCAUAAGGUGAGGCUGGUGAGGGAGCCUACUAGGCCAUUGCCUAAUGGUGGCAACUUGACUUUGGGGGAUUUACUGAAAUACAAAUCUCAAGAAGGGGUGAGGGUGUUGCUGUUGGUGUGGGAUGACAAGACUUCCCACAGCAAGUUCUUUAUUGAAACGGAAGGAGUGAUGCAAACUCAUGAUGAAGAAACUCGGAAGUUUUUCAAGCACUCCUCUGUUACAUGUGUUCUGGCCCCGCGUUACGCGAGCAGUAAGCUUAGCAUUUUCAAGCAACAGGUUGUCGGAACUCUUUAUACUCACCAUCAGAAAUGUGUGAUUGUUGAUAGUCAAGGCCAUGGCAAUAACCGAAAGAUAACUGCAUUUCUUGGUGGUCUAGACUUGUGUGAUGGAAGAUAUGAUACUCCUCAGCACCGGUUAUUUGGUGAUCUUGACACAGUCUUUAAGGAUGAUUUUCAUAAUCCUACAUUUCCUCCAGGAAAGAAGGCUCCACGACAACCAUGGCACGAUUUACAUUGCAAAAUCGAAGGGCCAGCUGCUUAUGAUGUGCUCAUGAACUUUGAGCAAAGGUGGAGAAAAGCCACUAAAUGGGCUGAGUUUGGAAGGCGGUUCAAAAAAAUAUCGCGUUGGCAUGAUGAUGCUUUGAUUAAGAUUGAACGUAUUUCGUGGAUAAAUAGUCCCUCCCAAAAUGUUCCAAGUGACCAUCCUUCAUUAUGGAUUUCCGAGGAAGAUGAUCCAGAAAACUGGCACGUUCAGGUUUUCCGAUCUAUAGAUUCAGGAUCACUUAAAGGAUUUCCCAAAAAUGUCCAUGAGGCUAAGAAACAAAACCUAGUAUGUGCCAAGAAUUUGGUCAUCGAUAAAAGCAUUCAAAUGGCCUAUAUCCAGGCGAUAAGAGCUGCUCAACACUCUAUAUAUAUCGAAAAUCAAUAUUUCAUUGGAUCAUCCUUUGCUUGGCCAAACUACAAAAGCGCAGGCGCGGACAAUUUAAUUCCUAUUGAACUCGCACUAAAGAUUGCCAGUAAAAUAAAGGCGAAAGAGAGAUUUACUGUAUACGUUGUCAUCCCCAUGUGGCCAGAGGGUGUUCCUAGUAGUGCCUCUGUACAAGAAAUUCUUUACUGGCAGGGGCAAACAAUGCAGAUGAUGUACGAUAUCAUUGCUUCAGAAAUCAAGGCCGCCCAAAUUGACACGCACCCAACUGACUAUCUGAAUUUCUAUUGUCUUGGCAACCGCGAAGAUCACAUUGAAGAAGAGGAGCCAAAUGUGAGUUACCAAACCUCGUUCAAUGGAAAUACGGAAUUACCUGCAAAGAAAUACGGGCGGUUCAUGAUAUACGUGCAUGCCAAGGGAAUGGUAGUGGAUGACGAGUAUGUGAUCAUUGGUUCGGCCAACAUCAACCAACGCUCUAUGGCUGGUUCGAGAGAUACGGAGAUAGCCAUGGGCGCUUAUCAGCCUCACUACACCUGGAGUAAGAGAAAGGAACAUCCAUGUGGCCAGGUAUAUGGAUAUAGAAUGUCUCUCUGGGCAGAGCACCUAGGAACCAUCAAGGAUUGCUUCAAGAGACCCGAGAGCUUGGAUUGCGUUAGGUACGUGAAUAGCGUGGCAGAAGACAACUGGAGGCGAUACACGAGAGCGCAAUUCACUCCAUUACAAGGCCACAUCCUCAAAUAUCCAGUGAGAAUAGAUUCCAACGGAAAGGUAAAGCCUUUGCCCGGACAGGAGACCUUCCCGGACGUCGGUGGUAAAGUGCUAGGCGCGCCGAGCAGCCUGCCUGAUGCAUUGACUACUUAAAACAGCACUCACUUCUUACACUUUGUUUUGCACAGAUUUUUGUAUACAUAUUGAUUCUGAACCCCCAGCGGAAAAGGGUUUGGAAAGCAGAGUUUUUAAGUACAAUGUUAGGAUAUACUUACUAAUAUAUACUUGUCAGGAACUUUGUAAAAAGGCAUGUUUUUUCCAUACUGUAUGAAUCUGUCUUAUGUAACAUUAUUGUCCAAUCUGGUGUCUCUUCAUACAAGCUCAACCAGAUUCAGGUCUCAUUUGUAGGAUUCUUCCAUCUCAAAGCAAUUCAAAAGUUCGUUUAGAAUUCAA